GGCCCCGCGAUUCAAAGUCCUGCCUUUCAGUCGAUCCCGGCUUUGGCGCCAGAACAAGCUCCCGACAGCACUGUACAGCCCCCCUGAAAGCUCCAGCCCACAGCGGCUCAGCGCAGACAUAAACCCCUCUUCUCCCCCACACGCCUCGAGAAAUCCAAGGCCACUUCACGCAACAACUCCCACAAGCGCAGCCAUGGCGGAUCUCCAAGGACGCAAAGUAUUCAAGGUCUUCAACCAGGACUUUGUAGUUGACGAGCGCUACACCGUCACCAAGGAGCUUGGCCAGGGAGCGUAUGGAAUUGUUUGCGCCGCGGUCAACGGACAGACCAACGAGGGCGUCGCCAUCAAAAAGGUCACCAAUGUCUUCAGCAAGAAGAUCCUCGCCAAGCGCGCCCUGCGCGAGAUCAAGCUGCUGCAGCACUUCCGCGGCCAUCGCAACAUCACAUGUCUCUAUGAUAUGGAUAUACCGCGACCAGACAACUUCAACGAGACAUACCUCUACGAGGAACUGAUGGAGUGCGACCUGGCGGCUAUUAUUCGUUCCGGCCAGCCACUUACAGAUGCCCACUUCCAAUCCUUUAUUUACCAGAUCCUCUGCGGCCUCAAGUACAUCCACUCCGCCAACGUUCUCCACCGAGACUUGAAGCCGGGCAAUCUGCUUGUGAAUGCCGAUUGCGAGUUGAAAAUCUGCGAUUUCGGCCUUGCUCGUGGCUUCUCUGUCGAUCCCGAGGAGAAUGCCGGGUAUAUGACUGAGUAUGUUGCCACGAGAUGGUACCGUGCGCCAGAGAUUAUGUUGAGCUUCCAGAGCUACACAAAAGCUAUUGAUGUAUGGUCUGUGGGCUGCAUUCUUGCUGAGCUCCUGGGAGGCAGACCAUUCUUCAAGGGUCGGGACUAUGUCGACCAGCUGAAUCAGAUUCUGCACAUUCUCGGAACACCAAACGAGGAAACCCUCCGUCGCAUCGGAUCGCCUCGAGCCCAAGAAUACGUCCGCAACCUACCAUUCAUGCCAAAGAAGCCCUUCCCAGCUCUGUUCCCCGAUGCUAACCCCGACGCCCUCGAUCUUCUCGACAAAAUGCUUGCCUUUGAUCCUUCGCAGCGUAUCAGCGUCGAACAGGCCCUCGAGCACCCGUACCUUCACAUAUGGCACGAUGCGUCUGAUGAGCCCGACUGCCCCACGACGUUCAACUUCGACUUUGAGGUGGUUGAGGAUGUUGGUGAAAUGCGAAAGAUGAUUCUGGACGAAGUUUUGCGUUUCCGACAACUUGUGCGAACAGCCCCUGCUUCUGGCAACCAAGCCGCCGCUCAGCAGAUACAAGUCCCAAUGCCCCAAGCUGGCGGCCAAUGGACGGCAGAAGACCCGCGACCGCAGGAAUACAUGGGCCACGCCAAUGGGCUUGAGCAGGAUCUUGCAGCAGGCAUGGACAUUCGGAGAUAAAUGCGUUGAAAGCAAUCAAGUUACAGUUUAGCAUGCAUGUCUAUUGGUGUUUGAAACAAGAGUUAUAAAGAAGUCUAUGUCAAGAGGCUCCAUCCAUCACCCAUGGAUUUACAGCGGGACAGAAGAGCGAAAAUACAAGAGAGGGGAGUUGAUUUAUUGGGAAGCCAGUUUGCCGACGUUGGAAACGGCCAAAAUGUGUGUGUUGAAAUGGAGCGAAACUUGGGACGAAAACUGGAUAUCUACAAUACACUCUCCAUAGCCCAUCCGAGCAUAAUUUUCUGAAUGAUUAAUACAGCCUCUGUACCCAUGGUCUGCUCCUUGUUG
Messenger RNA from Trichoderma atroviride IMI 206040, 1759 nucleotides. RefSeq lists its product as uncharacterized. Gene Ontology annotation, molecular function: ATP binding; MAP kinase activity. Gene Ontology annotation, cellular component: nucleus; cytoplasm. Gene Ontology annotation, biological process: protein phosphorylation; intracellular signal transduction. Lineage: Eukaryota; Fungi; Ascomycota; Sordariomycetes; Hypocreales; Hypocreaceae. The record is from RefSeq and is a predicted model, not a curated record.